GUGUCCACCCACAUAGGCUGGAGGUGAGGUUGGGUGAUCCUGGGCUUCUGGGCCAAGAUGCUCUCGCUCCUAAUUUCGCUACUCUUGGCACUCAAGGGACAGUGCCAGGAUGAGCCAGAGUCUGUUCACUGUGGCUACAGACCAGCCUUCCUCAACACCUCGUGGCUGCCGUUCCGCGAGCUGCUGCAAGUCCAGGACGGCGAGUUCCCCUGGCAAGUGAGUAUCCAGAUGGCCCGGAGGCACCUCUGCGGAGGCUCCAUCAUACAUCGGUGGUGGGUCCUCACGGCUGCACAUUGCUUCCCAAGGACCCUAUUUGAAAUGGCAGUGGUAAAUGUCACUGUGGUCAUGGGAGUCAAAGCUUUCAGUGACACCCACUUGGAGAGAAAACAGGUGCAGAAGAUCAUUAUCCACCAAGACUACAGGCCGCCCCACCUGGACAGCGACCUGGCCCUGCUGCUGCUGGCCACGCCGGUACAGUUCACUCCCUUCAAAAUGCCCAUCUGCCUGCAGGGGAAGGAGGUGUCCUGGGACCGCUGUUGGAUGGCAGAGUGGGUAUCAGCUUAUGGGUACGGCACAUCCUGGAACAUGCAGCUGCAGAAGCUGAGGGUGACCCAGCUCAGCUGGAAGGCGUGCUCGACACGAGUGCAGCAGCUGUCCACAAAGAUGCUUUGUGCCCGGCAGGAACUGGACACCAAUGGCAACUGCUGGGGAGACAGUGGGGCGCCCAUGGUGUGUGCUAACUGGGGCACCCACAGGCUCUUCCAGGUGGGCGUCUUCAGCUGGGGCCUCACCUCUGGCUCCCGGGGAAGGCCCGGCAUGUUUGUGUCUGUGGCUCAGUUUAUUCCAUGGAUCCAAGAAGAGACACAGAAGGAAGGCAGAGCCUACACCCUGUCUGGAAGCCCUGAGAGCUCCCUCACCUGCAGCCCCCAUGGCCUCCUAGCUCUGGGCCUGGGAUCUCAGGUGCUGCUUGCCGCCAUGCUCACUUGA
Messenger RNA from Octodon degus (degu), 987 nucleotides. Its product is annotated as serine protease-like protein 51. NCBI's taxonomy places the organism in Eukaryota, Metazoa, Chordata, Mammalia, Rodentia, Octodontidae. Gene Ontology annotation, molecular function: serine-type endopeptidase activity. Gene Ontology annotation, biological process: proteolysis. The record is from RefSeq and is a predicted model, not a curated record. Bases 58 to 987 code for a protein of 309 amino acids. The transcript is spliced from 5 exons.